AUGUUUGACAAAAGCCUAGCCAAAGUAAAAGUUGUGGUAGACACAUACUUGGUGCAGCAGAAUCUUGUGGGAAUAAAAUCAGUAUCUAAUAGAAAUAAAAUAUGGCUUUCAAGAAAUAAAAGAUCAUUUUCCAUUUAUCAUAGACAACUCUAUCAAAACACCCAUAAGACCCAUUUUCCAGAACCUCCACCAAUAGAAUCAGAGAAAUCCAUUUUAGUUAUAGACAACAAUCUAUUCACACAAGAUAUCCCCCAACAAAUAUACAAAAACCACUCACGAUCUAUGUUAAACAUUAGAACUUUCUCCUUAAAAAAAAUGCAACAUUAA
This is a messenger RNA of Vicia faba (fava bean), 327 nucleotides long. The record is from the annotation of a GenBank genome assembly. NCBI's taxonomy places the organism in Eukaryota, Viridiplantae, Streptophyta, Magnoliopsida, Fabales, Fabaceae.